Molecule: messenger RNA, 324 nt
Organism: Eruca vesicaria subsp. sativa (arugula)
Lineage: Eukaryota; Viridiplantae; Streptophyta; Magnoliopsida; Brassicales; Brassicaceae
Source: the annotation of a GenBank genome assembly
AUGGAGGAGAAGUGGAAGCUGUCGAAGAAAGAGACAACAUCAUCUUCUUCCUCUAAGUCAAAGUUCUCUAGAAGCUUCUCAACAAGUGUUUCAUCAGCUAAAUCUCCACUAUUCGCAAGGAGUUCCUCUACUAAAUGCUCUGUUCCUUCAUCCUCGUCUUCUUCAUCUUCCAUCUCUAGAAGCUUCUCAAGAAAAGAGAGAAAAUCGUCUUCCUCUCCAUCUUCUUCUAUCACUCAAAAAUACAGCAGCUUGGCUAAAGAACAAAAGGCAAGGUUUUACAUUAUGAGAAGUGCAAGUGCUUCUAUUCAGAUCGGGAUUAGUUAA